Brenthis ino (lesser marbled fritillary) is the source of this 1026-nucleotide messenger RNA. Lineage: Eukaryota; Metazoa; Arthropoda; Insecta; Lepidoptera; Nymphalidae. The record is from the annotation of a GenBank genome assembly.
AUGAGUUUUAGUCAAAGCCUUGUUAAAUCAAAAGAAAAUGAAGAAAGUCGAGCCAAAUCCACACCAAUUGCCAUGGUGGCACCUGAACUUAAACAAAAUACUGAUGCUGAUACAGAGAUAACAAAGACUUGUGCAGUAUUAGGAUGUGAGGAAUCCAAGAACUUAGGUUCUGAAUUAUAUUUUAGGUUCCCUGAUGAUGAUCAUUUACGGCAAAUAUGGGCAGAUCUAACAGGCAGGAACAACUGGACACCAACAGAUUACUCCUACAUCUGUAUCGAACAUUUUUCCGUAGAUUGUUUUGAAUGUAAUGCUGAUAAUUCUGUUGUCUUAAAUAGUAAAGCUGUACCUUCACUGAAGUUACCUAAACAUGUUUUAGAAGUGGAAUAUAUAGAUGAAGAAAGUCUUGAAAAUGAAUAUGAAGAUGAGGAUUACUUAAUGGACAGUGAUGAACUUGAACAGGAAGAACUGUCUCAAACCAAAGCUUUAACAAAUGGUACAAGCUCAGAAAAACAGACCACAAAAACUAAAGAACUAACAGAAGAAGAAAAUAUUGAAAUACUUAAACUAUUCACAGAAGUUCAAAAAAUGCAAAAACAUGCUGUGUCAUUGAAAGAAAAGUUAAAAUCAAGAAUGAAAGUUUAUAAACGUCAAAAUAGAUUUUUAAUGCGCCUAAAAGAAGUUAUAGAGAUGAAGCGAAAUAUAUUAAAUCAGAAAAGAAAGAAAAAAUCAAGAAUUUUACUAUCUCUGCAGGACAAAAUGAGGGAAGAUACCAAUGGUCUUGUAUUAGCAAUGCCUACAAGACAUACGGACGACUUGAAAAACUUUGCACUUAGUGUAUAUAAAUAUUCACCUCAAGCGUACAUUUAUAUUAGGAAUACAUUAAGGACUUUGUUGCCGAGUACUGAUGUUUUAGAAUCAUGGAUCUCGGGAGGUUAUGAGCCUAAGAAUAUAUUGUCUAAUAGUAAUUUGAUUAAAGUUGUUUCUGAAUUGACUGAUACAGAGUUAUCAUGUAAAGUGUCGUUACGC